Messenger RNA from Leptinotarsa decemlineata (Colorado potato beetle), 2038 nucleotides. RefSeq names its product Lysophosphatidylcholine acyltransferase (gene LPCAT). Gene Ontology annotation, cellular component: endoplasmic reticulum. Lineage: Eukaryota; Metazoa; Arthropoda; Insecta; Coleoptera; Chrysomelidae. Gene Ontology annotation, molecular function: calcium ion binding; lysophosphatidic acid acyltransferase activity. The record is from RefSeq and is a predicted model, not a curated record.
ACUGGUGUACUAACGGUCGUCCUGUUACCCAUCAGAGUGUUCAUUAUAUGCUUUUUUGUGAUGGUAGGAUGGAUAUUCGCUUCCAUUGGAUUACUUGGUCUGACUGAACAAGAAUUACGUGAGAAACCGUUGGACGGAUGGAGAAAGAAAAUGAAACACUUGGUAUGCUUCUUUGGAAAAAGCAGCUUUAGAGCUGGAGGUAUGAGUAUGACCGUAAAAGGCAGACAAGCUAGUAAACGUGAAGCCCCCAUCCUGGUGGCUGCUCCUCACUCCACUUUUCUAGAUGGCGGAAUCGUCUACAUCACCGGUUUUCCAUCAACAAUUUGUAGACGUGAAAGUGGGGCUAAUAACCACAUAGGAAAGUUGAUAAACUUCACUCAGCCAGUCUACGUGUGGAGGGAUGAUCCGGAUUCCCGCCAAAACACCAUCAAAGAAAUUAUCAACAGAGCCACCUCUGAUUUGGAUUGGCCACAGAUUUUAAUUUUUCCUGAAGGGACAUGUACGAACAGAUCCUGUCUCAUCACAUUUAAACCAGGUGCAUUUUAUCCCGGUGUGCCGAUUCAGCCUGUGUGUAUUCGAUAUCCCAACAGAUUGGACACCGUUACAUGGACAUGGGAAGGACCUAGUGCGUUGAAGCUUUUAUGGUUGACUCUCACACAGCCAUACAGCAAUUGCGAAAUAGAAUUCCUUCCAGUUUAUACUCCCAGUGAAGAAGAGAAGAGGGACCCUAAAUUAUUCGCCAACAAUGUUAGAGCAGUCAUGGCAAAAGCUUUAGGGAUACCCGUCACCGAUUACUCUUACGAUGAUUGUAAGUUGAUGAUCAAGGCCAGAGAGAUGAAUUUACCAUAUGCCGCAUCUCUUGUAGAAGUCAGAAAAUUGCGAAGUAGAUUGGGACUGCAGAAUACCAACACUGAAGAAGCGCUGCUGAGGUCAAAUAUGACGUGCAGAGAGUGUUGUAAAAUCACCUACUUGGAAUUUUGCAACCUCCUCAAUAUUCCAUCUGAUGACGCGUCUUCCGUUCAGUUAUUCAGGAUAUAUGACAAGAAAAAUUCUGGAGUUAUAGACUUCAGGGAAUAUCUUUUAGGAGUUUUAUGUAUUGAGAAAGAAAGGAAUACAUUAGAAGUGCUACAGAUAGCAUGUAAGAUUUAUGACAGAAGUGGAUUUGGCCGAUUAUGUCCAGAUGAUUUCUGCCAAGCAGUUUGUCAAACGUUAGCCCUAACUAAAGACUAUGCUCUAGAAGUUUUCGACCAAGUCGACCGAAAUCAGCUUGGUUAUAUAACCUUUGAAAACUUCGUCACCUAUGCUCAAAGGAAAGCGGAAUUCUCCAACCUAUUCAGUCUGUGCCAGGGAGAAAAACAAAGAAACGGAGAAAUAUGCCCCAAUGACCAUAGCAAAAAAGUUGACUGAUCCCCACAUGUCAUUCACAUGUAAAUUUUGAGUGAGAAUUACUAUAUCGAUGGUGUCGCUCAUAUACCAUCAUACUAGUAUUUGACGAAAAAUUUUUGGUGGUAUAUAUCUGAUUGAGAUCCCAUUCACGGGGUCCCAUGUUGAAAAAAUCUGAAAUGGAUGCAAAUAAUUCCAGAAAUCAAAACGAUUCCAUCAAUGUCAGUGAAUUAUAUCAUAACUACUCAACAUAAAACGUAUUGUUUCAUAAUCUUAUACAAUUCACUCAUUUAUUUUUUUAAUCAUGUGUGCCUGAAAGGUAUGUAGAAAGGGUGAAAGAUUAUUUGAUAACUCGAUAAAAUAUACAUCAACAUUGUGCAUGUUGGAUAUUGUAUUCAAUAUUUUCAUUUAUAUUCUCAAUCUAUAUAAAUCUUGUUAUGAUAUCUCGUAAAAUGUUUUUAUAUACCCUCAAGCUGAACGAUGUUUGUUUGAAACAAAAUAUUUAUUUCGACAUUCUCUAGUAAUUUUUAUUACUUGUAGGAUACAGACAAUAACAUUUUGAUUCAUCCAGGAAGUAUUAUAGUUGUAAUCAAUACUUUUUUAAAAGUUCAAAAUUCAGUUAAAUGCAGCGCUUCCAUUUGUACAAACAUCUGAU